Molecule: messenger RNA, 9186 nt
Organism: Girardinichthys multiradiatus
Lineage: Eukaryota; Metazoa; Chordata; Actinopteri; Cyprinodontiformes; Goodeidae
Product: spectrin beta chain, non-erythrocytic 1-like
Exons: 35
Coding region: 510-7478 (2322 amino acids)
Biological process (GO): protein localization to plasma membrane; actin cytoskeleton organization
Cellular component (GO): cell projection; cortical actin cytoskeleton; cell junction
Molecular function (GO): phospholipid binding; structural constituent of cytoskeleton; actin filament binding
Source: RefSeq, a predicted model, not a curated record
UCUGGACUCUUUUCUGCCCUUCUGUCGACACGAGGACGUCUCCCUGUUUCAGGAUCAAAUCUUCUACUUCAGCAGCUGGAAGUCUGGCAGAAUUCCUGGGAACUUUCACGUUUUUUGACAUCCAGCCUUGGUUCAGACCUUCAGACUGGGACUGCAGAGUUAAAGUUUAAUUUGAGGUCUGGCCAAAGUUCAGCUUGCUACAGUCUGCUCUCUCUUGAAGUUUGGGAAUCAAACAGGAUUUCUUUGGUUUCCUUUUCACAUCCAGACUGAAGCUUUUCUGAUCUGUUUGAAAUCAGGUGCCGAUCCUAGAAAAUUUCCUGCUAAUAUCAGCUGGAAUGUUGGUGGAUUUAGCUGGAAAAGUGUCCAGUUCAUGCAGAUUUCUCCUGCAGGUUUUUUUUGGAUUAACGUAGAACCACGUCUGGUAUUGAACCCUCCAGUCCAUCAGGUUUUCUCUCUCAGGAACACUUAAGUGUUGUGUUUAACGGACUGUUUGUGGACACUGGAGUGGGAUGGAGCCGGACCCAGCGCAGCAGGUCAGCUACAACCUGCUGGAGGGUCGAUUCAAACAGCUGCAAGAUGAACGUGAAGCAGUGCAGAAGAAGACCUUCACCAAGUGGGUUAACUCCCACCUAUCCAGAGUCUCCUGCAGGAUCACGGAUCUCUACAUGGACCUGAGGGAUGGACGGAUGCUCAUCAAGCUGUUGGAGGUCCUGUCCGGAGAGAGACUGCCAAAGCCCACCAAAGGCCGGAUGCGUAUCCACUGCCUGGAGAACGUAGACAAGGCUCUGCAGUUCCUGAAGGAGCAGCGAGUUCACCUGGAGAACAUGGGAUCCCAUGACAUUGUGGAUGGGAACCACCGACUCACACUGGGCCUGAUCUGGACCAUCAUCCUGCGUUUCCAAAUUCAGGACAUCAGCGUGGAGACUGAAGACAACAAAGAGAAGCGAUCGGCCAAAGAUGCCCUGCUGCUGUGGUGCCAGAUGAAGACCGCUGGGUAUUCCAACGUCAACAUCCACAACUUCACCACCAGUUGGAGAGACGGCAUGGCCUUCAACGCACUCAUCCACAAGCACAGACCUGAUCUGAUCGACUUUGAUAAGCUCAAGAAGUCCAACGCUCACUACAACCUGCAGAAUGCUUUCAACCUUGCGGAGCAGCACCUGGGUCUUACCAAGCUGCUGGACCCAGAGGAUAUAAGUGUGGAUCAUCCUGAUGAGAAGUCUGUCAUCACCUACGUGGUGACGUAUUACCACUACUUCUCCAAGAUGAAGGCUCUGAAGGUGGAGGGAAAACGAAUAGGGAAGGUGUUGGAUAAUGCCAUUGAGACUGAGAAGAUGAUCGAGAAGUAUGAGUCGCUAGCUUCGGACCUGCUGGAGUGGAUUGAACAGACCAUCAUCAUCCUCAACAACAGAAAGUUUGCCAACUCCCUAGUAGGAGUCCAACAGCAGCUACAGGCCUUCAACACGUACCGAACUGUGGAGAAACCUCCCAAGUUCACCGAGAAGGGGAACCUGGAGGUUCUACUCUUCACCAUCCAGAGUAAGAUGAGGGCCAACAACCAGAAGGUCUACAUGCCCCGCGAGGGAAAACUCAUUUCAGACAUUAACAAGGCUUGGGAACGACUGGAGAAGGCAGAGCAUGAGAGGGAACUGGCUCUAAGGACAGAGCUGAUUCGUCAGGAAAAACUGGAACAGUUGGCCAGACGCUUUGACCGCAAGGCGGCAAUGAGAGAGACCUGGCUCAGUGAAAACCAGAGGCUAGUGUCUCAGGACAACUUUGGCUUCGACCUCCAGGCUGUGGAGGCAGCCACCAAAAAGCAUGAGGCUAUCGAGACAGACAUUGCAGCAUAUGAGGAACGUGUCCAGGCUGUGCUCGCUGUGGCGAAGGAGCUGGAAGUGGAGCGUUACCACGACAUUAAACGCAUCGCGGCAAGGAAGGACAACGUGAUCCGACUCUGGGAGUACCUGCUGGAGCUGCUGAAGGCCCGGAGGCAGAGACUGGAGAUGAACCUAGGCCUGCAAAGAGUCUUCCAGGAGAUGCUCUACAUCAUGGACUGGAUGGACGAGAUGAAGAUGCUGCUGCUGUCUCAGGAUUAUGGGAAGCAUCUGUUGGGCGUGGAAGACCUGCUACAGAAACACGCUCUGGUGGAAGCCGACAUUGCCAUACAGGCUGACAGAGUGAAGGCCGUCAUUAACAACGCCAACCAGUACUCAGUGACUGACAGCGGCUACAAGCCCUGUGAUCCUCAGAUCAUCCAGGACCGGGUGGCCCACCUGGAGUUUUGCUACCAAGAGCUGACACAGCUAGCUGCUGAGCGCCGCGCUCGUCUUGAAGAGUCUCGCCGACUGUGGAAGUUCUUCUGGGAGAUGGCGGAGGAGGAAGGCUGGAUCCGGGAGAAGGAGCAGAUCUUGUCCUCCAUGGAGCAUGGUAAGGACCUCACUGGGGCGGUGCGACUCCUGAGCCAGCAGCGGGCCCUGGAGGAUGAGAUGAGCGGCCGGGCUGGACACCUGCAGCACACCAUCGCUGAGGGCCAGGCCAUGGUAGAUGCCGGUCACUUUGGUGCCGCUAAGAUCCAGGAGCGAAUCUCAGACCUGCAAGCACAGUGGGUGGCGUUGGAGCAGCUUGCAGCAGCAAGAAAGAAGAGGCUGGACGAAGCUCUGGCCAUGCACCAGUUCCAGGCCGAUGCAGAUGAUGUGGAUGCCUGGACACUGGACGCACUUCGCAUCGUCUCCAGUGGAGAGACGGGCCAUGAUGAAUUCUCCACACAGGCUCUUGUCAGGAAGCAUAAGGAUGCAGCAGCAGAGGUGGCCAGCUACCGUUCUGUAAUCGACUCUUUGCACGAGCAGGUUGCUCUGCUGCCCAACGAGGAGGCGAAGUCAGAGGAUGUGCAGGGCCGCUUGGUUGGUAUCGAGGAGCGCUACAGGGAAGUGUCAGAGCUGACGAAGCUGAGGAAGCAGGCAUUGCAGGAUGCACUGGCUCUCUACAAAAUGAUGAGUGAGGCCAAUGCCUGCGAGGUUUGGAUAGAUGAGAAAGAGCAGUGGUUGAACAGCAUGGAGAUUCCUGAAAAACUGGAGGACCUGGAGGUGAUACAGCACAGGUUUGAGAAUCUGGAGCCGGAGAUGAACAAUCAAGCUUCUCGUGUUGCUGUGGUGAACCAGAUCUCCCGACAGCUGAUUCACAGUGGCCAUCCGAGCGAGAAGGACAUCAGAGCUCAGCAAGAUAAACUGAACAACAGGUGGAGCCAGUUCAGGGACCUGGUGGACCAGAAGAAGGAGUCUCUGAACUCUGCUCUGGGUGUGCAGAACUAUCACCUCGACUGCAAUGAGACUAAGUCCUGGAUCAAAGAAAAGACCAAACUAAUUGAGUCCACCCAGGAACUAGGCAAUGACCUCACCGGGGUCAUGGCUCUGCAGAGGAAACUGACCGGCAUGGAGCGAGACUUGGUGGCUAUCGAAGACAAGCUGGGUGACUUGCGAUCUGAAGCACAGAGGCUGGCAGAGGAACACCCUGACCAGGCCAAAGCCAUCACAGACCAACUGGCUGAGAUCAGCGCUGUCUGGGACGAAAUGAAGAAUACCCUGAAAACGCGAGAGGAGUCCUUGGGUGAAGCCAGGAAACUGCAGCAGUUCCUGCGUGAGCUUGAUGACUUCCAGUCCUGGCUGUCACGCACUCAGACAGCCAUCGCCUCCGAAGACAUGCCCAACACACUGUCUGAGGCAGAGAAGCUGAUGGCCCAACACGAAAGCAUCAAAAAUGAGAUCCAAAACUAUGAGGAAGACUACCAGAAGAUGAGGGACAUGGGGGAGAUGGUGACUCAGGGCCAGAUGGACGCGCAGUACAUGUUCCUCCGGCAGAGGCUGCAGGCGCUUGACACCGGCUGGAGUGAGCUGCUGAAAAUGUGGGAGAACCGUCAGAAUCUGCUGUCCCAGUCUCAUGCUUACCAGCUGUUUCUGAGGGACACCAAGCAGGCUGAAGCUUUCCUCAAUAACCAAGAGUACGUUCUGGCUCAUACAGAGAUGCCCACCACCCUGGAGGGCGCUGAGGCCGCAAUCAAGAAGCAGGAGGACUUUAUGACCACAAUGGAUGCCAACGAGGAGAAAAUCAACAGUGUGGUGGAGGCAGGAAGGAGGCUGGCCAGUGAUGGGAACAUCAACGCUGAUCGCAUCGUCGAGAGGCUGGCCUCCAUCGAUGACAGGCAUAAGAAGAACAGGGAGGCUGCGGUGGAGCUGAUGAUGAGACUGAAGGACAACCGCGAUCUUCAGAGGUUCCUGCAAGACUGUCAGGAGCUGUCUUUAUGGAUCAGUGAGAAGAUGCUGACGGCCCAGGACAUGACCUAUGAUGAGGCCAGGAACCUUCACAGCAAGUGGCUGAAGCACCAGGCAUUCAUGGCUGAGCUGCAGUCCAACAAGGAGUGGUUGGACAAGAUUCAGAAGGAUGGGAUGCUGCUGGUGUCAGAGAAGCCAGAGACAGAGGCUGUGGUGAAGGAGAAGCUGUCGUCGCUUCACACCUUAUGGGAGAAACUGGAGUCCACCACACAGACCAAAGCUCAGUGUCUAUUUGACGCCAACAAGGCUGAGCUGUUUACGCAGAGCUGUACCGAUCUGGACAAGUGGCUGGGCAGCCUGGAGGGUCAGAUCCAGUCCGACGACUACGGCAAAGACCUGACAUCUGUCAACAUCCUGCUGAAGAAACAGCAGAUGUUAGAGAACCAGGUGGACGUGCGUCAGAGGGAGGUGGUGGAGUUGCAGAGCCAGGUGAAGGCCCUUGGUCAGGAGGUAAAGGACACAGAUGAGGUGGACGGGCGGAGACAGGUGGUGGAGAAGAAGUUCCAGGAGCUGCUGGAGCCGCUGCGGCGUCGCAGGGACUUCCUGGUGGCAUCCCGAGAAGUCCAUCAGUUCAACCGGGACGUGGAGGAUGAGAUUCUGUGGGCUCAGGAAAGGAUGCCUGUGGCUGCAUCCACUGACCAUGGACACAACCUGCAGACAGUCCAGCUGCUUAUAAAGAAGAACCAGACGCUGCAGAAGGAGAUCCAGGGCCAUCAGCCUCGCAUCAAUGACAUCAUGGAGCGCAACCAGAGCCUCCUGCAGGACAAGUCCCCUAACACUGACAUGAUCCGGCAGCGUCUGGCAGAUCUGCAGCAGCUGUGGAAGCAGCUGAUGAAGGAGGUGGAGCAGCGGCAUGUCCGACUGCAGGAGGCCCAUAAAGCUCAGCAGUACUACUUCGACGCAGCCGAAGCCGAGGCGUGGAUGAGCGAACAGGAGCUCUAUAUGAUGUCAGAGGAGAAAACCAAGGACGAGCAAAGUGCCGUCACCAUGCUGAAGAAGCAUCAGAUCAUGGAGCAGGCCGUGGAGGACUACGCAGAGACCGUCCACCAGCUGUCCAAGACCAGCCGAGGACUCGUAGCCGACGGACACCCUGAAAGUGAGCGGAUCAGCAUGCGGCAGUCUCAGGUAGACAAACUGUACGCCGGCCUCAAGGACCUGUCUGAAGAGAGGCGGGGCAAGCUGGACGAGAGGCUCCGCCUCUUCCAGCUCAACAGGGAGGUGGACGACUUAGAGCAGUGGAUCGCCGAGCGGGAGGUGGUGGCUGGGUCACACGAGCUGGGUCAGGAUUAUGAACACGUCACGAUGCUGCAAGAACGUUUUCGGGAGUUUGCGCGGGACACCGGAAAUAUCGGGCAGGAGCGAGUGGACGGCGUGAACCGGCUGGCGGAUGAGCUGAUCAACGCCGGACAUGGUGACGCAGCCACGGUGGCGGAGUGGAAGGAUGGACUGAACGAGGCCUGGGCGGACCUGCUGGAGCUUAUCGACACGCGGACACAGAUCCUUGCCGCCUCCUUCGAGCUUCACAAAUUUUACCAUGACGCCAAGGAGAUCCUGGGACGCAUCGCCGACAAGCAGAAGAAGCUGCCAGAGGAGGUCGGCCGGGACCAGAACACAGUGGAGAUGCUGCAGAGGAUGCACAACACCUUCGAACACGACAUCCAGGCGCUGGGAACGCAGGUGAGGCAGCUUCAGGAGGACGCCUCGCGUCUGCAGUCAGCGUACGCCGGAGACAAAGCCGACGACAUCCAGCGCAGAGAGAGCGAGGUGAUGGAGGCUUGGAGGAGCCUGCUGGAGGCCUGUGAUGGACGCCGGAUCCGCCUCCUCGACACUGGAGACAAGUUCCGAUUCUUCAGCAUGGUCCGGGACCUGAUGCUCUGGAUGGACGACGUGAUCCGGCUCAUCGAGGCCCAGGAGAAACCCAGAGAUGUUUCUUCCGUGGAACUGCUGAUGAACAACCAUCAGGGCAUCAAGGCAGAGAUCGAUGCCCGCAACGACAGCUUCACAGCCUGCAUCGAGCUGGGCAAGGCCCUGCUAGCCAGGAAGCACUUUGCUUCAGAAGAGAUUAAGGAGAAGCUGCUGCAGCUCACAGAUAAGAGGAAGGAGAUGAUCGAUAAGUGGGAGGACCAUUGGGAGUGGCUCCGCCUCAUCCUGGAGGUGCACCAGUUCUCUCGGGACGCGGGCGUGGCUGAAGCCUGGCUGUUGGGCCAGGAGCCAUACCUGUCCAGCAGGGAGAUGGGGCAAAGCGUGGACGAGGUGGAGAAGCUGAUCAAGCGUCACGAGGCCUUCGAGAAGUCUGCCGCCACCUGGGAGGAGCGAUUCUCCGCCCUGGAGAGGCUGACCACGCUGGAGCUGCUGGAGGUCAGGAGGCAACAGGAAGAGGAGGAGAGGAGGAGGAAGCCUCCAUCUCCAGAGCCAGCUGUGGUCAAGCAGGAGGAAGCUCAGCAGCAGAGCGCCGCCACUCAGAAUGGACUGCCAUCGGAUCAGGACCAGGACUCUCCUCAGCAGGAUGCGGUGGAAGAUGGCUGUCUGGUCAAUGGGAUUGUUGAGCGCAGCUCCAAGGAACCAAGCCCUGCCCCCUCGCCGACCUCUGGCAGGAAGACCAAAAACAGCCAGUCGUCCACUCUACCCACCAAGAACCAGGACUCUCUGUCACAGCUUGAAGGCUUCCUGCACCGCAAACACGAGUGGGAGGGGCACAACAAGAAGGCCUCCAACAGGUCCUGGCACAAUGUGUACUGCAUCAUCAGCAACCAGGAACUGGGCUUCUACAAGGACAGCAAGGCGGCAGGUCAGGGCGUGUCCUACCACGGCGAGCUGCCCGUGAGCCUGAAGGAUGCCACUGGUGAUGUCGCGUCAGACUACAAGAAGAAGAAACAUGUCUUCAAGCUCAGAGUUUCCGAUGGAAAUGAGUAUCUAUUCCAAGCCAAAGAUGAAGAGGAGAUGAGCACCUGGAUCCAGGCCGUCCUGAAUGCCGCCACCGCAGAGCGCUCUGAACUCCACGGCAGCAACCCCGGCACGCCGUCCACCGGGCGUGCUCAGACGCUACCGGCCACUGUGUCGCUCACCACCGAGUCCAGUCCUGGGAAGAGAGAGAAAGACAAGGAGAAGGACAAGGAGAAACGCUUCAGUCUGUUUAGCAAGAAGAAGCAGUAGCAGAAGAGCCACCAGGAGGCACGUUGGUGGAACUGAACCCGGUGCUCCAAAGCAGGAAAUAUUCCGACCUGACCUGCUUCGGAGCGCCGACUCACAUUCAGCUCCUGUCAGCUUUACUGGGAUCCAAACUGCACAUCCAGAACUUUCCCGAAACCUUCAUGAAGUCUGUCAGCUCUUCACCUCUGCUACAAAACUGAUCCCUGAACGGGAUCCAGAAAUGGUCGAGCAGCAGAACACCUUCUGGAUCCCAAGGUUAGAUCCAGAAUUGAUUCUUGGAGAACCAAUUCCAGAGUUAGGUCCAGAAUUGGUUCCACUGCAGAACCAGUAUCUAAAACUAGUACUACUGAAUCCAUCCAAGACCAGGUUAUGAAACUGGUUCUACUGUUGAGCUGGUUUAGGACCAGGCUCAGAAAAUUGUUCUGCUGCCGAACCCAUCCUUAACCAGGAUCUAAAACUGGUUCCUGCAGAACUGAUCCCAGACCAGGACCUAAAAUGAUUCUGCUGCACAAUCAAUCCCAGAGUGGGACCUUCAGUAUAACUGGUUCCAGUGCAGAGAUGAUCUGAGACCAGGAUCUAAAAACUAGUUCUGCAGCAGAACUGAUCCAAACCAGGAUAUAAAAGUAAUUCUAUUCCAGAACCAAGGAGAGGAUAUAAAUUUGCUUGGGACUGGGCUCAAAAUCUGGAGAAUCAAUCCAAAACUGGGAUCCAAAGCUUGGUUCUGCCUCAAAACUAGUAGAGAUUUUGAAACCGUCUCUAAAGCAGAAUUGAUCUGACCCUGAUUCUGCGCGUCCACUGUUCUGACAUAUCAGAACCACAUUUACUAAACUUUAAAAGCCAAUAAGCAGCUGCUGCUGCUGAUGUCACUCAUGAUGUCACACUGAUCAAUCAGUGGUAGAGGUGGACAACUGAUGAGAUUCUGAAAAACUGAAAGUUUCACCAGCGUCGGCCCACUUGGUUGGUUCUGGAUGUUUCUGAUUCUGUUCAGUUGUCAUUUGUUUCCCCUUAAAGUCAGUGAGAUGCUGCCCGGCCUCUGAUUGGUCAGUGUUGUGUCCCACCUGUUUUUUUCUGCUGGCCCAAUGAUUGGUUGUUGCUCGGCCCGUUGGCUCCAUGAAGCAGGACCUGGUCGCUCUGGUUCUGAUUUUCCUGAACUUAUCUUUGUGUUUUUAUUUUUCCUCGGUUCUGAAGGGACGUUGCUGAGAAACUGGACCAACUUUUUACGGCUUCGGAGUUAAUCUUUUGUGUUGGGUGUAAAAUUGUUCACCUGCAUGCUUCAUGUAAGCCCACUUGACCCGUCUUCUUCUUCUUCUUUGGUUCUGUCGCUCGCUCCGCGUCACUGUAUCCGUAAUGUAGCGAACAUGUAUGGAAGUUCGUGUUUCUGCACAAUCCGAGCUGCAUCGUUAGGAAUGACCUAUUAAAGCUUUUCUCAUGUAUGAAGCUGCACCUGUUAAAGCUGCCAACUCAUUAAAGCUUUUAAACUAUGACCUCACUUCCUGUUCUGUGAUGUCAUUUCAUCACAUUGUCAAAUUCCCACAGAAACAUCUUUUCUUGCUUUUUUUAUUGUCGUUUUAAUUCAAAACAUUCAGAUUUUUUCACUUUUUUACUUUUUCAAUUAAUUUCCUCAAAAUCCUGAAAUUUAUUUCCUUUUUUUUCCAUAUAACUUAUUAUAUUGUGACUUUACUUUCUGAUAUUAAACAUUUUCAAUAAUUCA